UUCGGAGAAGGGAAUGUUACUUCACGUAGUAGAUAGACGCUAUAAUUGUGAUAACAUUUAGAGGCAUCUGCAGGGCACAAGGGGACAAGAAAUAACAUUGUUUUAUAAAAUGUAUGGUUUUGUGAAUCAUGCCUUGGAACUUUUGAUAUUAAGAAAUUACGGCGCUGAAGUAUGGGAAGAUAUCAAAAAGGAAGCACAGCUGGAUGUGGAAGGACAGUUUCUGGUCAGAAUAAUUUACGAUGACACCAAAACAUAUGACCUAGUUGCUGCAGCAAGUAAAAUCCUCAAGAUAAAUGCCGGUGAGAUUCUACAAAUGUUUGGGAAAAUGUUUUUUGAGUUUUGCCAGGAGUCUGGUUAUGAUACAAUCCUGCGUGUUUUAGGAUCAAAUGUUCGGGAAUUCUUGCAGAACCUUGAUGCUCUACAUGACCACUUGGGUACCAUCUAUCCUGGAAUGCGGGCACCAUCCUUUCGAUGCACAGAUGCAGAAAAAGGAAAUAACCUCAUUUUGCACUAUUACUCUGAACGAGAAGGACUGCAAGAUAUAGUUAUCGGGAUCAUCAAAACAGUGGCCCAGCAGAUCCAUGGAACUGAAAUAGAAAUGAAGGUUAUACAACAGAAGAGUGAGGAGUGUGAUCAUAUUAAAUUCCUUAUUGAGGAGAAAGACUCAGAAGAGGAGGCGUUUUAUGAAGACCUGGAUGGGUUUGAGGAGAAUGGUACACAGGAAACCAGAAUCAGUCCGUAUACUUUCUGCAAGGCGUUUCCCUUCCACAUCAUGUUUGACAGAAACCUUGAACUGACUCAGUGUGGCAAUGCUAUCUUCCGUGUGCUUCCACAGCUCCAGCCUGGAGACUGCAACCUGGUUUCAGUUUUCUCACUGGUCCGCCCACACAUCGACUUCAGUUUCCAUGGAAUCCUAUCACACAUCAACACUGUGUUCGUUCUGAGAAGCAAGGAGGGUUUGCUGAAUGUAGAAAAGUCAGAGUGUGAAGAUGAGUUGACUGGUGCUGAAAUCAGCUGCUUGCGGCUCAAGGGCCAGAUGAUCUACCUGCCUGAAGCUGACAACAUCCUCUUACUUUGUUCCCCCAGUGUGAUGAAUCUUGAUGACCUGACUAGACGAGGACUGUAUCUGAGUGACAUCCCGUUACACGAUGCCACACGCGAUCUCGUCCUCUUAGGGGAGCAGUUCAGGGAAGAGUACAAGCUGACCCAGGAGCUCGAAAUCCUGACUGAUAGACUGCAGCACACUCUCAGAGCACUGGAGGAUGAAAAGAAGAAGACAGACAGGCUGCUGUAUUCAGUUCUUCCACCUUCUGUGGCCAAUGAGCUGAGACACAAACGUCCUGUUCCAGCAAAGCGAUAUGACAAUGUGACAAUCCUCUUCAGUGGCAUUGUGGGAUUCAACGCCUUCUGCAGCAAGCAUGCCUCAGCAGAGGGAGCCAUUACAAUUGUCAACCUCUUAAAUGACCUUUACACAAGGUUUGACAUUCUGACAGAUUCACGAAAGAAUCCCUAUGUUUACAAGGUGGAGACUGUGGGGGACAAGUACAUGACUGUGAGUGGUCUACCAGAGCCAUGCACCCAUCACGCUCAAUCCAUCUGCCACCUGGCCCUGGACAUGAUGGAGAUAGCGGGGCAGGUUAAGGUUGACCGUGAGCCAGUACAGAUCACUAUCGGUAUACACACUGGAGAAGUGGUUACUGGUGUGAUUGGGCAAAGGAUGCCUCGUUACUGUCUGUUUGGAAAUACUGUCAACCUCACAAGCAGAACAGAAACCACGGGAGAAAAAGGGAAGAUCAAUGUUUCAGAAUAUACUUACAGGUGUUUGUUGUCAGCAGAGAAUACAGACCCCCAGUUCCAUCUGGAAUACAAAGGGCCAGUGGCAAUGAAGGGCAAAAAGGAACCAAUGAAAGUCUGGUUUUUAUCCAGAAAGCGCCCAGAAACAGAAGUGUGACUCAGUGAGCACUACGUGUCACUUUAAGCAGGGCCGUAAAAGCAAGUAAAUUACAGUUUAGAAAAUUCCACAGCCAAAUUAUUUGUAAAUCUAUUUAAUGAAACGUACAGAAUAUACGAGGAAGAGUAUGUGUAGGGUCAGGUGAGGUAAAGUAGGAAAGUUUAGUUCAAAUCCUAUUAUGUUCAUAUGAAGGAAAUUGGGUAAAUUAAAGGACAUGCUGAAUUGAGGACUAAGGGAACAUUGCCAAUAACCUUUUCUGCAUAUGCCACUAGCACACUUGUUCUGUGUUGUUCUAAAACAUAAUUAAAUUUCCUGAUAAUACAUGAAAACUAUGAACAUGUGCCAUGUUUAAGAUUUUACAAUAGAUUUAUUAUUUUUCUUGUUACAGUUACUAGUUACAAUGAGGUACAACUAACCUAUUUAUUUCAUUUUGCCAAAACAAAUGUUCCAUUAGUAUAGCUGCACUUUUGAUAAUCACUGUCAUAACUUUAUGUAGAGUUGUAUUUACUGUUUAUGUUUUGUGUAUGCUGAGAAAACAUCAAAGGAUGCAAAGUAAUCAGAAAUAUGUAAACACUGCACACCAGCUUUUACUUUGUAUCUUUUACACAUUUAUUUUAGUCAACAUGAUGAAGGGGCCUAUUUUAAUAAUCUAAAUUGCAACAGUUUUGAUUAUGCCUGCUGUCAUCAAAUAGCAUGAUGUUUUGAAAGGGUUCUCCUGUAAAAAUGUAUAUUUGUUAUGAAUUUUUGAAGGAUGUAGUCCAUAUAUUUAAAAAAAAAACACAUUUUACAUAAAUACUUAGGCCUGGAUUUAUUCAAAUUUAUGGCAGUACAUAGCCAUUCUAAGUUUUGCUGUUGCUCUUUUACUUCAGGCCUCAUUUUGCAAUGUCGGCUUUUGCCGCCAAGAGAGAUAUUCUGUACCACUGUUGUUUAGAUCAUAAAAAUAAACCACAACAUUCAUGCUGUAUGUGCCAAGUACUUUACAGUAUGUAAUGUGAAGUAGAUUUCUGAUGCCAUUUAAUUAUGUUUGAAACUCUUGUUUUUAACUGGUACUUUUAUUGUCUGAAUUCUGUGAUGCCGCGAGACGCUUUGUGCGUUUGAGCUGUGUAAUGGUGUAACCUUAUGUAAAUUUAACACAAACGUCUGUUGCCAAAAUGAAUCUGUAAAAUUACUUUAUUUAUAAUUGUUAACUUUACUUGCAGUUGUUUGUAUAUUUAACAGAGAAUCUAAAUUACCACACAGAAAUAAAU
Molecule: messenger RNA, 3198 nt
Organism: Acipenser ruthenus (sterlet)
Lineage: Eukaryota; Metazoa; Chordata; Actinopteri; Acipenseriformes; Acipenseridae
Product: guanylate cyclase soluble subunit beta-1-like
Exons: 13
Coding region: 110-1951 (613 amino acids)
Biological process (GO): cGMP biosynthetic process; response to oxygen levels
Cellular component (GO): guanylate cyclase complex, soluble
Molecular function (GO): guanylate cyclase activity; heme binding
Source: RefSeq, a predicted model, not a curated record